Vanessa tameamea is the source of this 641-nucleotide messenger RNA. RefSeq lists its product as uncharacterized. NCBI's taxonomy places the organism in Eukaryota, Metazoa, Arthropoda, Insecta, Lepidoptera, Nymphalidae. Bases 15 to 425 code for a protein of 136 amino acids. The transcript has 4 exons. The record is from RefSeq and is a predicted model, not a curated record. Gene Ontology annotation, molecular function: odorant binding.
UCGACUUGUGCACCAUGAAGACCUUGCUUGUUCUCGCCGUUUGUUCUAUCGCGGCUCAGGCCCUAACCGACGAACAGCGAGAAAAGCUGAAAAUAUACAGAUCACAAUGUCUCGCUGUGAAUACGAAGGUCGACGUGAAGUUAGUAAACGAAUUGAAAUCAGGAUACUUCAAGACCGAGAAUGAACCUCUGAAGAAGUAUAUUCUCUGUAUUCUGGUCAAAGCAGGGGUGAUGACUCCGGCUGGAGAGUUCAAGAAGGACGUACUUCUUGCCAAAACUUUGAAUCCGGCUGACAAAACAAUGGUAAAGAAGCUGCUCGACAAAUGCUUGGUAUUCAAAGGCAACACUCCCCACCAAAGUGCUUGGAACUACUCAAAGUGCUUCCACGAACAUGGACCUAGGAGGAAUGAAACCAUUUUUCAAUAAGCUGUUAAUGAAACCUGCCUAAUGAUAUUUUAUUUCUGGAUAUUUAAAUUUGGAAUACCAUUGUUGUUAAAUUCUGUCGUUCAAUAACAGCUAAUGAGUGAUAAUCUGUUAUUUUGUUCACUGCUUACGUUUUCUUGUAUAAUUUAGCAAAACUUUGUAAGUUGUUGACGAUAUUUUCAUCUGUUUUAAUAACUUAAACGUAACUCGAUAGUGUCU